GUCUAGCCACCCCAACCCCAACCCCUCCUCUCUACACUGCAGGCGAUCGCAACCACCGCCCUCUCCCAAAGCCGCAUUGAAGCCACACAAGAUGCCCUACAACACUCCCUCAAGGAGGGGAGGAUCCGCAAAGAAGGCGUUCACGCCUCGCAAGCGAGGUUUAUUUGAAGACGGCCAAUGGCUCUGCGAGUGCACGCCGCGGAAACCUGCCCUCUGCCUGACGGUGAAGAAGGAUAGCCCGAACAAGGGCAAGCGCUUCUACACAUGCCAGGACAACCCAAAGAAAUGCGACUUCUUCCUCUGGGAGGAAGAGGCAAUGAAGCGCGAGCGCGAUGCCCUCAUGCUCCACAACUGCCGCUCCGAAAAUGGUGUCACCACGAGCGUGCGGGCCAAGACACCAGAGCCUGCGCCUCCUCUGAACCUGACCGGGCCCGGGUCAAAACCAGCUGCGCCGACUAUCUCCCAGUACUUCGACAGGCCGGGAGGGUCCAAGCAACGUAUCUUCAGGGGAAUUGACGGCCCCCACGAUGAGUUUCCCUCACAAUCCAGCGACACCGAGGACGACGUACCGGAACCGAGCCAAACGCUGCGCGGCUCGAAUUCAUCCAAGUCCCUCAGCUCCGACGCCAGAUCUGGCAGGCCCGGUGGCGGUAUCCAGGCGCGACCAGGAGGCAGGGCAACGGAGCCCGUGACGCCGACGGCAAAGCGCAAGCGCAGCGUCUUCCCGGACGACAGCGACGACGAGUUCGGGGGCGACGACCUCGAGGACUCGGAUACGGAGCGGCAGCUCGCGGCGAUCACGGAUGAGAGCGCGCGGAAGCAGCAGCGCACGAAGGAUGCUUACGCGACCCCUGCUGGUGGCGGCGGCGGCCAGAACGGGCUCCUCCCGACGCCUGUGAGCAGGCGGCCUGGCUUGCUCGUCGGGUCGGAGGAGCGCGAGCGCUCGGCGAAGCGGCAGCGGCAGGGUGGUGGUCGUGAAGAAGAAGGAGAUGAUGAUGACGAGACGCGACCAUAUCCUGGGCAGGUAUCGCGGGACCCGGAGACGCCCACGCCGUACCGCAAGACCGACGCACUCACCAACACCACCACCACCCCCGAGACGGCCAGGAAAGCCGCCGCAUCAACGACGGCGGCCGCGGAAGACUUCCCCAAGAUCGCGGACGAGGUCAUGUCUAUGCUGUCCGCGCAGCCCGUGUCCGAGUCGACGAAGCGAACGCUUAGGGCGGCCAUGGAGCGGCACGAGGCGCGGGUCAGGGGCAUUGUGAGGGGCCGGGACGCCGCGAGGGCGGGCAUCGCCGAGCGGGAUAUCAGGAUUGCCGAGCUGCAGGCCCGGAUCGUGGCCCUUGAGAACGGGCGGAAGAUGGACAAGAUGAGGCUAAAGGAGCUCAGCUCGGGGCUGUUGAAGCUGAGCCAGGAGGAGUGAGGUGGGGCUGGUCAUUUUCUGUCUGCUUGGUCGGAUAGAAGACGGCAUGGCUGGCUGGCUGGCUGGCUGGAUGUAUGGCUAAUUUGCGUGUUUGGUAACGCACAUAGUGAGCUAGGCUGGGGCUAUAUUUGCGACAGCCUCAUAGGAUACCCCUUUUGACUUUCUUCAGAUGCAAGUACCUAAACAUCAUGAUGAG
This is a messenger RNA of Diaporthe batatas, 1619 nucleotides long. RefSeq lists its product as uncharacterized. Lineage: Eukaryota; Fungi; Ascomycota; Sordariomycetes; Diaporthales; Diaporthaceae. The transcript has 3 exons. Gene Ontology annotation, molecular function: zinc ion binding. Bases 92 to 1423 code for a protein of 443 amino acids. The record is from RefSeq and is a predicted model, not a curated record.